Molecule: messenger RNA, 825 nt
Organism: Heterobasidion irregulare TC 32-1
Lineage: Eukaryota; Fungi; Basidiomycota; Agaricomycetes; Russulales; Bondarzewiaceae
Gene: qor19
Product: quinone oxidoreductase 19
Exons: 7
Coding region: 1-783 (260 amino acids)
Molecular function (GO): oxidoreductase activity, acting on NAD(P)H
Source: RefSeq, a predicted model, not a curated record
AUGUCCUUGCCCGAGGUCCAGAAAGCUCUCUUGCUCGCCGCCAAAGGUCAGGUUCUGGUCAAGAUACAUUCCUCCGCACUCAACCCGGCGGACAACUACAUCCAAUCCCUCGGCAUUUUUGUCGAAGAGUGGCCGUUUAUUUUGCCGAAUGUUUCCUUCGAAAGAGCCAGCACACUACCUCUUGGCCUUGCGACUGCGUCAAUCGGUCUGUACGCAGAAAAGAUCUGCCGCGGCAGUGCAGGGCUCUACCCACCCUGGGAAGAGAGCGGCCGAGGAAAAUACAAGGGCCAGCCGAUCCUUGUCAUUGGUGGCGCCAGCUCCGUAGGCCAAUUCAGUGCAUAUAUAAUUGGCAAACUCUCCGGCUUCAGCCUUAUUAUCACGACUUGUUCCACUCAUUCCGCCGCAUACUGUGUUGCUGCCGGGGCGACCCACCCAAUUGACUACUAUACUACGCCCUACAGCGAACUUUCCUCCGUAGUUCGCGUGAUCGUCGGCCCUUCCACUUUCGUCUCUGAUAUUCUUGCUCCAAGGGGGAGCAUCGUAAUGGUAGCCACGCCCGCUGUUGCAAAGGACGGAGAGGAGGCAAAGGACGGAAAACGCGCGGUGAAUUUCGGUGCGGCACUCUACGGCAAAUUGACUGCGCUGUUGGAGGAAGAGGCGAUCAAGCCUAACAACAUGGACGUGUUGCCAGACGGAUUGGCCGGGAUACCGGACGGCUUGAAGAGAUUACUUGGUGGGGUCAGCGGAGUCAAGCUCGUCGCACAUCCUCAGGAGACACCGUAAAGUAUGCAGUUGCUCGUACAAUACAAUUUUGCCUUUCCGUAG